This is a messenger RNA of Beta vulgaris subsp. vulgaris (sugar beet), 1240 nucleotides long. RefSeq lists its product as hypothetical. Gene Ontology annotation, biological process: protein ubiquitination. The coding region runs from base 105 to 842 and encodes 245 amino acids. NCBI's taxonomy places the organism in Eukaryota, Viridiplantae, Streptophyta, Magnoliopsida, Caryophyllales, Amaranthaceae. The transcript has 7 exons. Gene Ontology annotation, molecular function: zinc ion binding; ubiquitin-protein transferase activity. Gene Ontology annotation, cellular component: membrane. The record is from RefSeq and is a predicted model, not a curated record.
UCCCUUCAUUUCAUGCCCCUUAUUUUCACUUUCUCUCUCCUCCCCUGUUUUUCCAUUCAAAUUCCUCUGUUAUUUUUUUUUUCUUUUGUUUCAAAAUAAAAAAAAUGGUGAAUGAUUUUAUGGUGUGUGUGGAUCGUAUACUAGCUUCUGCUUGUUUACAUUCUGUAAAUGAGUUAGAAACAAAUUCUGGGAAAAAUCAAAUUGUUGUUGAUGACAAAAAAAUUCAAAAAGAAAAUCAGAAAAGUAUCACUUCUUCUUCUUCAUUUUGUUUGGUUGAAAAAGAAAUGAAAGAGUGUAGAAUUUGUCAGGAAGAAGAUGAAGAUAACUCACUUGAAUCUCCUUGCUCUUGUAAUGGCACUUUAAAGUUUGCUCAUAGGAAGUGCAUUCAGAGAUGGUGCAACAAAAAGGGUGAUAUCACCUGUGAGAUAUGCAAUCAGGUCUUCUCACCCAACUACACAAUCCCACCGAGAUCCGACCCUGAUGUCAUGGCAGUUGAUCUUAGCCAAGCUUGGGGUCAUCAUUUUGGUCUCCGUGACCAUCAUCUUUUGGCUCUGGCUGCUGCUGAGCGACAAUUACUGGAAUCAGAAUAUGAUGACUAUUCCGUUGCAAAUGCCGGGAAUGUCACUUAUCUACGCUCAAUAGCUAUCGUUUUGAUGUUUGUCUUGCUAAUCCAUCAAGUGCUGAUGAUUACAAGAGAUUUUGGGCUUAUGCAGGGGUAUUUGACAUUUUUACAUUUUGAAGUUUCCUUCCUUCAGCUUGCUGGCCUUCUUCUUCCAUGCUAUGUCCUGGCUCGAUCUUGGUACAUUUUGUACACAAGGAGGAGAAGACAGUUUCAGGGUUGAGCCAUCAACAUUCACAAGAUUAAACUAAUUUCAAUUGCAGAAGAUUUUCCUCCAUGUAAGAGGUCUAUAUUGCAUACGGCUGCUGCUUCUCUUCAUAGCAUUUAGACUUCGCAACCUGAGUUGGCAGACGAACUUGCUGCUAGAUAUCAUACUGGUUUCCUCUUCAAGAUGUAGGGCGGCACUCAAACAAAGUGUAAAUGUAAACUCUUGGGUGCUUUAGGCUAUUAAGCUUCUCUGUCUCUUCUUUUUCACAGUUUUCAUGUCAACUUCUUAGCACAUCUUGGAAAACAAUGUCAGGAUUCUUUGUAAAUGUCGCGGAAAUGUGAAUUAUGGAAAAGCCUGGUGCUGCUAUAAUGAAAAGUUUAAAUUGCCUGUUGGGGCCAAUUAGCAAAUCAAAA